GGCCACCUGAAGACAGUUGAACUUUCGGUUCCAUUUUCAUUGCAACAAAGUCGGAACUAAAAUCGGAAUGAGUAUGGCCAUUGUUCAAGUAUCUUUGUUUGUUUUUUUGUGCUUUCUGGCUGGAUCGAUGGCGCAGGAUCAAGCAAGAAGUCCAUCCACGUCCCCCUCGACCCCGACUGUUCCCACUUCCUCCUCCGACGAUAAGCUCGAUGUGGACUUUGAAGACGAUGAUGACCCCGAGAGUGGUUCUUCUGCAAAAGAAGCCCCAAUGGGAACUGUUCCUACUUCUGAGCUUACAACUCUUCCCACUACAACAGUUUCCACCAAAAUACCAACCAAUGCUGUUCUCAGCACAACUACUCCCCCUAAAGCUAUACUAACCAAAACUAUUUCCGAUGAAACAAGAACCAAUCAAUCGGAAGAAGCUAAACUUUUGGCACUUUUCGCUAAGAACACCGCUGCCCUUAACCAAUCAGUGAUAUUGCUCAGCGAUAUCCUUGCCCUUAACAGAAACAUCACUUGGAGUCUUGAAAAACAAAAGGAAUUUGUACCCGUGAUACGCUAUGCCGAAGGACUCGUGCUCAAUGCCACAAGAAAUUCUUUCUUCAGGAAGGCUGAGCUCCUUCGUAGCUUUGUCAAGGCCAUCCGCAAGAUUGAUGGGGAUGCAAGUCAUAUAGUCGAUGACGUUGCCUAUAUGCUCCAAUUGAAGAAUGAGACCAAGGAAAAAAUCAGCAGUUGUUCUGGGAAAAUUGGGGAUAUUCAGAGCAAGAUGAUCCGCAGCUCAAAGGGAUUCGAUCAGAAGCUAAAUCGUUUGCGCCAAAUUAUUCAGCAGAGUAUCAAACCCAAGGUUCUGAACCUCAAUCUAACAGCCGGCAGCAUUAACAGCUCCCAAGUCAACUCUUUGGCUGAACUGGAGAAUCUCCCUAUCGUGAGGAAGAACAGCAAGAGCAGCGUAGUGCAGUUAGCAUCCCUGGAAUACCAAUUGGCCAUCCUCAACCAAACCCAGAAGAGGAGUGUGGAUAGUCUGAGAGAAGGUGUCCAGAAGUGGGCUCCUACCAACCUCAGUUCGAUCAACGAUCAGCUUCAAUCACUGAUCAUCUCCCAAAAACGCACGGAACUGGAUUUGGCUCUAUGCGAUGGGGACUCAUCGAAGAAGUAUCACGCUAGUUCAGCAGAUGAGGAAGUGGUAUACGGAACUAUUGUCUCCGAUGGCUUCUUUGAUACUCGAGAACUAAAUCAUCAGCUGACAUCGAAUGCUGCAUCCGAAAGAUACGUCCAAGCGGGUGUGUCACCCAAAAUGUCAUGGUAUAAUGUGGCCCAAGCCCAAACGGGUGGAAUAAAUUAAACCAAUGGAACCGAAAAUCUUUAGAUUAAAGCUCAGUUGUGAAA
Drosophila pseudoobscura is the source of this 1389-nucleotide messenger RNA. RefSeq lists its product as uncharacterized. NCBI's taxonomy places the organism in Eukaryota, Metazoa, Arthropoda, Insecta, Diptera, Drosophilidae. The record is from RefSeq and is a predicted model, not a curated record. The transcript has 2 exons. The coding region runs from base 68 to 1345 and encodes 425 amino acids.